AUGGAAGAGCAAGCUCAGAGCCUGAUUGAUAAAAUAUCAGCUGCAUUUCAGCAAGGAAAAAUUCUUCACGCUCCAUUCUCUGCUCCUCCACCAGGAGAGGCUAUGAUCCCACCUCCUCAUACUAUCCAGAGAACUCCUCGACCAGGUAUGAUGCCAGCAUCCAAUAUUAGAAGGCCCCCUAUGAUGCCAAUGAUGGGCCUCCCUCCUCCUGGAAUGAUGCCAGUGGGAUCUGCUCCUGGGUUGAGGCUGCCCAUGGGAGGUCAUAUGCCUAUAAUGCGUGGAUCCCCAAUAACGAGACCUCCUUCUCUUCCCAUGAUGGUGCCCAUUCAGCCAGGAACGAUCCUUCCAUACAGCUAA
Molecule: messenger RNA, 357 nt
Organism: Dromiciops gliroides (monito del monte)
Lineage: Eukaryota; Metazoa; Chordata; Mammalia; Microbiotheria; Microbiotheriidae
Product: U1 small nuclear ribonucleoprotein C-like
Exons: 1
Coding region: 1-357 (118 amino acids)
Biological process (GO): mRNA splicing, via spliceosome; spliceosomal snRNP assembly; mRNA 5'-splice site recognition
Cellular component (GO): U1 snRNP
Molecular function (GO): pre-mRNA 5'-splice site binding
Source: RefSeq, a predicted model, not a curated record